AUGAGCUUCACAGAUCUGCUGCGUCGGGGCGAUGGCUCGGUGGAUAGAUCGGUGCAACAGUGGAACACAGCGACACAGUCACUCUGUAUUGCUGCGAUGACGAUUUUUUUUGGCCUCCGGGUAUACACUCGGUUGUUCAUUCUCAAUGGUUUUAGGAGAGAGGACUGGACAUGUCUAGGAGCAUGGAUACUAGGUGUUGGUUACUCUAUUGUCUCCCUUAUCAUGGGUAGCUAUGGAGGUGGUAUGCACAAGCCCGACGUGCCAGAAGAGAACCUCAUCCCAUUCCAAAAGACCGUCUACGUGACCAUGGUCAUGUACGGCCCAACAGCCUAUCUCACCAAGCUCUCCCUCCUCUGGAUCAUGACCCGUGUCUUCAGUCCCUACCGCAAAGCCGUCAUCUUCAUCUACAUCUUCCUGGGCGUCAUGUUGGCAUACUAUAUCCCUGCCGUUAUUGUCAAGAUUUGCAUCUGCAAGCCCAUCUCCACGUUCUGGAGCCCUGACAACGGUGGCACCUGUCUGGAUCAAACGGCUAUCAUCCUGGCUGAUGCUGUCGUCAGUGUAGUCAGCGAUCUAAUCGUACUUAUUCUUCCCCUUCCGCUGACGCUCAGUCUGCAAAUGCCCACAGAUCGAAAGAUGCGAGUGAUGGGCAUGCUGGGUGCUGGCGGAUUAGCAGUUGCUUGCAGUAUCGUCCGCCUUGCUUUGAUCGAGAUCAUCGGGCAGUCCCCCGACGUGACCAUGUCUUUCCUUCGGAUCAGUAUGUUUGGUAACGCCGAAAUCGCGAUCGGAGUCAUCUGCGCCUGCCUUCCCGCCCUCUCUGCCCUCGUCACGACAAUCCACCGCGAAUACUCCAGCAACAAGACCACAUACCCUUCGAACUACGAAAUGAGCAAGGGCUACGGCCAGAGUCGCACCGAGCGUAGCAGACACGGCUUGGCUACGCUGACGGACGACGAGGACGUCUUGAUGUACAAUGCGCAGGGGAACCCGAGAAUCGAGACGUCGGUCAUGGGCGAUGCCGACAGACAGGGCUCACCUCAGAGUGAUCAGAUGGGAAUCAUGAAGACGGUCGAUAUGUCUACGUCAGUGACAACAGAUAAUCGAUAG
Messenger RNA from Aspergillus ruber CBS 135680, 1104 nucleotides. RefSeq names its product putative integral membrane protein. The transcript has 6 exons. Lineage: Eukaryota; Fungi; Ascomycota; Eurotiomycetes; Eurotiales; Aspergillaceae. The record is from RefSeq and is a predicted model, not a curated record. The coding region runs from base 1 to 1104 and encodes 367 amino acids.